Messenger RNA from Mytilus trossulus (common blue mussel), 1921 nucleotides. RefSeq names its product sushi, nidogen and EGF-like domain-containing protein 1. The transcript is spliced from 9 exons. Gene Ontology annotation, molecular function: chitin binding; Notch binding; calcium ion binding. Gene Ontology annotation, cellular component: extracellular region. Gene Ontology annotation, biological process: Notch signaling pathway. The record is from RefSeq and is a predicted model, not a curated record. Lineage: Eukaryota; Metazoa; Mollusca; Bivalvia; Mytilida; Mytilidae. The coding region runs from base 104 to 1858 and encodes 584 amino acids.
ACAGCCUUCGCCCCCAGUUAAAAAAGAUUUUAUGUCUCGGCUCGAAAUAAGUUAACAAAACUAAAAUGAUCAUGCAUUUGUACGUUAAACAGUACUUAUUGAUAUGGAUAUUUCAAUGAUAUCACUUGCAUUUUUGAUAUGUUUAUUUUUUGGAAAAGGUGUACCAUUACCAACACUGUGCGUGGAUGACAAAGUAGAUGGAAACUGUGAUUUUAUGAAAUGUGUUCAUGGGAUGUAUAUUAAGAUGCCUGGAUGUCCUGUUGGUCUAAGGCACCAAAAGUAUCCUGAUUACGCAUGCGUAUUUAAAGAGGACCCCGAUGCCUGUUUGCCAGAUGGUAGUCCAAUCCCUAUCACACAACCACAGUGUAUCGAAGACAAGGUUGAUGAAACCAGUUGUACUUUUAUGAAAUGCGUGCAUAGAAAGUUCAUAGCAAUGCCUGAAUGCCCAAGUACACUCAGACACAGAAAAUAUGGCGACUUUGCAUGCGUGCCGCUGGAUCAUCCAGAUGUUUGUGUACCUGGUCUUACAACCGACAAAAUUAUAACUGAUCCCGACCCUUGUAAACCAAACCCAUGCGUAAACGGAGGACACUGUAUAGGAUCGUCACCACCACAACAAACCUAUAUGUGUGUCUGUACCAGCGCCUCUAGUGGACAGAACUGUCAGAUAGGCAAUGCAUGUGUAAACAAGCCAUGUUUGAAUGGUGGAUCUUGCACGGGCACAAUUGAUGGAGUUAUAUGUGUUUGUCUUCAAAAUGUUGAUGGGUUUUCUUACCACGGUCCGAAUUGUGAAUUGAAAUCACAGUCAUUAUCAAAAGUUUGCGCCGAUAUCCCAUGUGUAAACGGAGGAACAUGUCAUGCUAGUACAACUGGAUUUUCAUGUACAUGUUAUUCUGGCUUUACUGGACAAUUCUGUGAAUUAGCUUUUGAAGACUUGGUGACCAGUUGUGACGUCAAACCUUGUUUAAAUGGAGGAGUGUGUUUUGCAACCCCUACUGGACAUCAAUGUGUUUGUACGGUAUCUCAGGAUGGGAAGAUACAAUAUACUGGUACACAUUGUGAAAUAGCAGCGACUAUAGAAACUGACCAAUGCAGAAGUAGUCCAUGUUUACACGGAGGAACCUGUUCUAACAUGGGAUUUUCUCCUGGCUAUAUGUGUCAGUGUGUGACGAUUCCAACAGGAAAGACAUAUGGGGGACAGCGUUGUGAGGAUGAAUUGACAUCCUCUGCUAUAACUGACCAAUGCCAGACGUCGUCAUCAACCAAGUUUGCCGAUACAGAGGAAUGUCAAAGGUUUUACGAUUGUAGUAUAGUAUAUGCGAAUGUUCCGCUACAUUUUAAGCAACAUUUAGACGAAUGCAUUUAUCCCCAGAUGUUUAACGAUAUCACCAACCAGUGUGACAAUUUUACGAAUGUGAAUUGUGGAAGUAGAAAAGUGUUGGUCGAUGGAUGUGAUUAUUCAAGAAACAAACCACUUCCUGGUCACUCAGAACCAUGCACGAUUGCCUAUCCUAGCUGCCGCAAUAAAGAUGAUGGAUUAUACGAGCACCCAGAUAAACAAAUGACACCUCACUACAUCAAAUGUUUUAUGGAAAGGAUGAUUGGUACAUUUCAGUGUGGAAAGGACCUAUAUGGGGAUGAAAAGUACUUUUAUAAAGGAACGUGUACCAGUCAAUAUCAAAUUCCCAAAGCUGAGGGCGGUAAAUUGAUUGACUGUGUAAACUUAGGGGAUGGUUAUUAUCCUGACGAAGACAUAAAAAGUAGAUACAUUAAGUGUAUUAGCAAUGUUGCGACAGUCCACGACUGUAAUUACCCAUUGGAGUUCAGUCCAUUAUAUAAGGCUUGUAUGUUCUUGUGAUUUCAGGAAUGGAUUCGUUUGCCUUGGCCCAAAGUCGAAUCAACCUACUUUUGUGGUUUAACA